CACUAAUUGUUUUUCUUAUCCCUCCACCUUUGAGAAUCCUUUGCUAUGACUACCGCUGCUCGUCCCACCUUUGAUCCUGCUCGUGGCAACGAUAACAAAGCCCCGAGUUUUCAAUACGGCGCUCGUGAUCUCGCAGCACAUACCAAACUUAAAUUCAGACAACCGGGUCAAGGCACUACCGAAGAAAUCGGUGACCGAGAACGAUUAAAGGAGGAAUUACGACAGGCUGAACGUGAAUAUUUCCAACAAAAACAAAAAGAUGCCACUGCAACUGGUGGGCUCAUCACAGCGGGCGAACAAACCGAAGAAGCAGAUACACAGCGGCGGAGGUUACUAGUGGAAGCGGAAAAAAUGGCACAAGUAGAUAAAGACGAAGACGCCGAUGCAAGUGACAGUGACAGUAGCAGCAGUAGCGAUGACGACGACGAUGACGACGAUGACGACGAUGCAGCUGAACUGCUAGCAACACUACAACGCAUUCGAAGAGAAAGAGCGGAAGAGAAAGAACGACAGGAGAGAGAAAAGCUGGAAGAGGAGGCAGCGAAAAGAGAAGAAGAAGCGAUGACUGGCAAUCCCUUACUGCAACUGGAUCAGGAAAAACGGGAUUUCAGUGUCAAGCGCAGAUGGGACGAUGAUGUGAUCUUCAAGAAUCAAGCGCGCGGUGCUGAAGACAAGAACAAAAAACGCUUUGUCAACGAUAUGUUACGCUCCGAUUUCCACAAACGUUUCCUCAACAAGUACAUUCAGUAAACGUUCUGUUUACUGUUCUUAAAUAAACAUGCAUUAUCAUUUGAAUCUUUAUUUUUGUUGCAACU
Radiomyces spectabilis is the source of this 815-nucleotide messenger RNA. RefSeq names its product Pre-mRNA-splicing factor Cwf15/Cwc15. Gene Ontology annotation, cellular component: catalytic step 2 spliceosome. Gene Ontology annotation, molecular function: RNA binding. NCBI's taxonomy places the organism in Eukaryota, Fungi, Mucoromycota, Mucoromycetes, Mucorales, Radiomycetaceae. The transcript is spliced from 5 exons. Bases 46 to 750 code for a protein of 234 amino acids. The record is from RefSeq and is a predicted model, not a curated record. Gene Ontology annotation, biological process: mRNA cis splicing, via spliceosome.